Closterium sp. Yama58-4 is the source of this 489-nucleotide messenger RNA. The record is from the annotation of a GenBank genome assembly. NCBI's taxonomy places the organism in Eukaryota, Viridiplantae, Streptophyta, Zygnematophyceae, Desmidiales, Closteriaceae.
AUGCUAUCAGCUGCAGCAGCAGCAGCAGCCAUAGCAGCAGCAGCAGCAGCAGCAGCAGCAGCAGCAGCAGCAGCAGCAGCAGCAGCAGCAGCAGCAGCAGCAGCAGCAGCAGCAGCAGCAGCAGCAGCAGCAGCAGCAGCAGCAGCAGCAGCAGCAGCAGCAGCAGCAGCAGCAGCAGCAGCAGCAGCAGCAGCAGCAGCAGCAGCAGCAGCAGCAGCAGCAGCAGCAGCAGCAGCAGCAGCAGCAGCAGCAGCAGCAGCAGCAGCAGCAGCAGCAGCAGCAGCGGCAGCGGCGGCGGCGGCGGCAGCAGCAGCAGCAACAGCAGAUACUGCCCCCGACCCUUGUCACUACCCCCCGUCGGUUCCCGCGUCUCCCCAGGUAGCAGUGUCUGGUCCAGUUGCUGCGUCUUGCUCCUGCCGGCCUUCCACGAGUCUUGCCGUCGCUAUCGCCUUCGCUUGCCCCAUCCUGCGGUCCCUGCGUCGAGGGUAA